AGAUACUCAAGUAGGUUUUUCUUUCUUUCCAAAGUUCAGUAUGGACAGCCCUUAAUGUACGUAGCUUCAUCCAUGUAGUUAUCUGAGAAUAAUGAAAAUAAAUAGACUGUUUAAGUUUCUGAAUAGCUAGAUGGAGCGUAAAUUAUAAAGUUCUUAAUUUUUGUUUUGUUUUCAUUUUUAUCAAAUAUAUCGCGCGUUCAGAUAUAUAAAAGUUUAGGAAUUAUCAUGUAUUCUCUUCUGCUUCAGUUGCCAACGAACUAAAACCCAAAAACGAGUUGUUUAUGUUUUCUUUGAAAUUUUGGGUGUGAACUUCCUUAAGCACCAUAUCUGCAAAAGUUUUUUUUUUUUUUUGAACAAAAGAUAUUAUCUAUACAAAAAGGGAAGGGGUGAGCUUAGUCUCACAAUGAGCUAGCAAUAAUAUGAUUCAAACUCGCCUUUGGCGAGAUUCAAAUCUAAGACCUCUCAUUUACAAGUAAAGAGGAAUAUCACUAGACCGUAGUACUAAAUGGCUUAUCUGAAAAGUUAUUAAAUUGACCAUUUUCUUUGUUGUGAAAAAACACCAGGAUACAAAUGAGUAACCCAAGCGUUAAAGAUAGGAUCAGUGGGUUGCCCGAUCCAGUUCUUUGCCAUAUGCUUUCCUUCCUGCCAACAAAAUGUGCGAUGAGGUGCAGCAUUCUGUCUACUAGAUGGAAGAACAUAUGGGAUUCCGUUCCGCAUCUAGACUUCGAAAACAAAGAUAAGUCUGACAGUGUUGGUUUUAUGAAUUUUGUUGACCAUAUACUUAACUUUCCCGGCUCAGUAGACAUUCAGAAAUUUCGUCUUCAUUGUUCCUGUGUUGGGGAUUACACUCGUAUUGAUGGUUGGAUUCGCACUGCCAUUAGGCGUAAGGCCGUUGAACUAGAUAUUGGUGUAUCUAAUACGGGCAAGACUUUGGAGUUACCCAAAAGCGUUUUCAUGUGCAAAACACUGGUGGUCUUAAAGGUGAAGUCAAAUGUUAUUACCUACAAUCCACCCACAUCUGGGUGUUUCCCAAGUCUCAAGUUUCUCCAUAUCACAGCUGAAGGUCCCUACUGUGACUCAGUGGAAAAUCUCUUAUCCUGUUGCCCGGUACUUGAAGAUUUGGUAAUAGAUAUAACGCUUGGUGUUCGAAAUUGCAAUUUCAAGAUCUCUGCUUCUGAACUAAAGAGGCUAAGUAUAACAUUCCACCAUUUAUUGAUUCAAUUAGGUGGGGAGAAAGUCUUUAUUAAUGCCCCGAAGCUUGAAAACUUUGACGUUAAGGAGGAUAUUUUGGCCAAUUAUUGUUUGGAGAAUGCGAAGUCCCUUGUCAAAGCCAAUGUCGAUCUCUGUUGCUAUUGUGUACAUCGAGAUGUAAAAUUUGUAACAAAUGCAACUGCACUCCUGGCAGGGAUAUCCAAUGUCAAAUGUCUAUGUCUUUCGGCUCGUGUUUUGCGGGAUCAUUGUCUGCCGGCUUUUGAUAAUUUGAGCGAGUUGAAGCUGGUUCUAUAUGAUUUCUAUAACUGGGAUUUGCUCAUGAAGUUGCUCGAUAAAUCACCUAAUUUGGAACAUCUUGUCUUAGAACACAAAGAAGACAGGGACUAUGUUCAACACUACUCGUUUGGACAACGCUCAAAUUUUAAACGUAAACUACCCUCAGAGCUUCGAUGGCAUACACCGGAGUAUGUGCCUGCCUGUUUGACAUCACACCUCAAGACUAUCACCAUAAGAGGAUUCAAGGGAUAUCAGCAUGAGAAGAAAGUGGCAAGGUUUUUGUUCGAGAAUGGUAUUGUUUUGGAUAAGAUGGCUAUUUAUAAUGAUUUUGGUGAGGAAUUUACAUUGUUCCAGAGGGGUUUGGGGACUUGUCUAGCUAUUUGAAUUCGGUGUGAAACACAAUCAUCGUUCUAUAUAUGGAGUUUGGAUUGAUCAUUCUCUCAUCGAUGUUGUAAACUAGAGAAACGUCUUUGUUGGUCUUUCGAUGGAUUAUGAAGAUAUUUAUGGAAUUCCCGACUUUAUAUUUUUCGUUAUUUCUUGUUGAUGAGCAACCUUUGCCUAACUAUGAAAUUCAACUAAUCUAUGAAGCACGGAUACAUAUAUGGUGAUACGAUACGGUACAGUAAUACGGUAAAGUUUAAAGACUAGGACACGAUAGAACAUGGAUACAACAGUUAUAGCAACAUUUAUUGAUCUUAAGAUGGAAUCCAUUUGCAUAGUUUUUUUUUUUUUUGGUGAAUAUUUGCAUAGUUUUUGUUUUGCAUGCUAUAUGUUUCCUAUCGAUUUUAUUGAGCUUCUUCAGACCAAUUGUUCCUAGUCAGAGUAAUAGUAUCAAGCCAGAUUGCCUUGUUCAUUUCUUUCCCAUCAUGACCAUAAGAUUGAUAUGAAGAUGCCAUGAAUCAUUACUUUUCUUUAAGUCAGAGGAGAGCAUAACUUCUACAACCAAAACUUGGAGAAUGACCUACAUGAACAAGUUUACUGCAACAUGGUGUCUCGGUUCAAUAAUUCAUUGUUACGCUU
Pyrus x bretschneideri (Chinese white pear) is the source of this 2508-nucleotide messenger RNA. Its product is annotated as F-box/LRR-repeat protein At4g14103-like. Gene Ontology annotation, molecular function: protein binding. The transcript has 3 exons. NCBI's taxonomy places the organism in Eukaryota, Viridiplantae, Streptophyta, Magnoliopsida, Rosales, Rosaceae. Bases 571 to 1872 code for a protein of 433 amino acids. The record is from RefSeq and is a predicted model, not a curated record.